Messenger RNA from Brassica oleracea var. oleracea, 1821 nucleotides. RefSeq names its product probable magnesium transporter NIPA2. Gene Ontology annotation, cellular component: membrane. The record is from RefSeq and is a predicted model, not a curated record. Gene Ontology annotation, molecular function: magnesium ion transmembrane transporter activity. Bases 493 to 1491 code for a protein of 332 amino acids. The transcript has 8 exons. NCBI's taxonomy places the organism in Eukaryota, Viridiplantae, Streptophyta, Magnoliopsida, Brassicales, Brassicaceae. Gene Ontology annotation, biological process: magnesium ion transport.
UCAUGAACAAUCCGUGAACAGAUCCUUAGAUUUUCUGUUUCAUAAGGCAUCUUUUGAUUUUUUGUCUAGAUUUGUCUCCUUCCUUGCUUCCAUUUCUGCGUUUUUUUUGUAUUAUUCUAUUUGUUGCCAUUUGUCUGGUUAUCAAUUUUUUUCUGAAAUUUUUAUAUUUUUCUUUAUCAGUAUCUAUAGUUUCAUAAGAUUUUCUCCUUUUUAGAAUCUAUUGUUCUAUGAUUGGUCAAGUCAAUUGCUAAAUAUUUCAGUAAUCGUUUCGGAAUAUAUAUAUAUAUAUAUAUAUAUAUAUAUAUAUAUAUAUGAGUCGUGUUGAUUCUUGAUUAUAAACAUAGAUUGUUUGAGUGGGACUACUCUCUUCUGAUUCUUCUUUGUUUUUGUGUGUAGAGACAGUAAAGCUAUCUGGGAGUGGAGCCUUCAUCUCUAAGAAACCUGAACUCAUCUGAAAUUUGUUUAAAAGCAAACUAUAAAACAUCAUAAAAGAUGGAGGAGAUGUCACCUGAUAAUAUACACGGACUCAUUUUAGCUGUGUCUUCCAGUAUAUUCAUCGGUUCUAGCUUCAUCAUCAAGAAAAAAGGUCUCAAGAAGGCUGGUGUCAGCGGACCCAGAGCAGGGGAAGGAGGGUAUGGGUACUUAUGUGAACCCUGGUGGUGGGCUGGGAUGAUAACUAUGAUUGUUGGGGAGAUAGCAAACUUUGCAGCUUAUGCAUUCGCACCUGCUAUUCUAGUGACACCUUUGGGAGCGCUAAGUAUCAUUUUCAGUUCAGUGCUGGCACAUUUUAUUUUGCAAGAGAAGUUGCAUAUGUUUGGUAUACUUGGCUGCGUCCUCUGUGUUGUUGGAUCCACAACGAUUGUCUUACAUGCACCUCACGAGCAGGACAUUGAAUCAGUCAAGCAAGUAUGGUACCUUGCUACCGAACCAGGCUUCCUUGCGUACUCUGCUGUGGUGAUAGUUGUGGUACUUGCUCUAAUCUUCUACUACGAGCCGCGUUAUGGGAAGACGCAUAUGAUAGUAUACGUUGGGAUUUGCUCAUUAAUGGGUUCUCUUACUGUUAUGAGUGUGAAAGCCGUGGCCAUCGCCAUAAAGCUGACGUUUUCCGGGAUGAACCAGUUCAAGUUCUUCCACGCAUGGAUCUUCAUCAUAGUAGUGACCAUAUGUUGCCUUUUGCAAAUCAACUACUUGAACAAGGCCCUAGAUAAUUUCAACACCGCAGUCAUAUCUCCAGUGUACUACGUUAUGUUUACAACGUUCACCAUCUUAGCUAGUAUGAUCAUGUUCAAGGACUGGGCUUCUCAGAGCGGAUUGCAAAUUGCCACCGAGCUAUGUGGCUUUGUGAUCAUUUUAUCAGGAACAUUUCUUCUCCACAAGACAAAAGACAUGGGAAACAGUGCCAACACACGUGGGGCCACGUCCCAGUCCCCUAGAGAGACUCCUGUGUUUAUCAACUCAGGUUCCACUCGCAGUUCAAAUUCCAGUCUCUAGCCUUUUGAUUCUACAAUCCUACGGCUAAGAUGGUAGAUCAUCUGACGGCUUAGAACGAGGCAACAUAAGUAACAAAAGGCCAAAGAGAGCUUUUUAAAAAAAAAAAUGAAAAAACAGAGCAAAUGGGUUUCAAAGGUAUACUCUGUUUUUGAGGAGGGGAAGGUUUAGAGAAAAAAAUUGUUAGGGACAAUAUUUGAUUGAUUGCUUAACGUUAUUUUUAUCUAAAUUUGUUUCUCAUAUGAGAUACUAGGGGUUUUCCGGCGCCGGUUUUCUAAUAUUAGUUAUGUUUUAAAGUCGACGGAUUAAUUAUAAUUAUAAUUUUUAUAUGAA